Oncorhynchus masou masou (cherry salmon) is the source of this 5093-nucleotide messenger RNA. Its product is annotated as deoxyribonuclease gamma-like. Gene Ontology annotation, cellular component: nucleus. Gene Ontology annotation, biological process: DNA catabolic process. The transcript has 8 exons. NCBI's taxonomy places the organism in Eukaryota, Metazoa, Chordata, Actinopteri, Salmoniformes, Salmonidae. The record is from RefSeq and is a predicted model, not a curated record. Bases 255 to 1151 code for a protein of 298 amino acids. Gene Ontology annotation, molecular function: DNA binding; deoxyribonuclease I activity.
AGACAGAAACAGAGAGAGAGAGAGACAGAAACAGAGAAACAGAGAGAGAGAGACUGAAACAGUGAAACAGAGAGAGAGAGAGAGAGAGAGACUGUAGCCAACAUUACAGAAGAUAUGUGUGAAGUCUUUUUUUAAUCAUACAUCUAAAAAGGAAGUGUUGUGUUUCAGAUAGCUUAAACACACACACACAGCAGCUGCUACUUCUCCUGGCUCUCUGUACCCUCAGCCAGUCUGUUGUUGACCUCUCAGUGAGCAUGUCGGGUGGUGUUAGUGUUUGGAGGGUAGUGAGCUGGAUGGUGCUGGGCAUGGUUCUGGGGCUCAGUGGUGGGGGCUCAGCCCUGAAGAUCUGCACCUUCAACAUCCAGUCCUUUGGAGAGAAGAAAAUAGAGAAACCAGAGGUGGUUGAUGUCAUAUUGGCUCUGAUCGCUCGCUGUGACAUCAUGCUGGUGAUGGAGAUUAAAGAUCUCAGUGCGAAGGCUUUCCCUCAGCUCAUGACUCAACUCAACAGUGACUACAGCUCCAGGAAGAAUGAGUAUAACUAUGUGAUCAGUGACAGACUGGGACGUAAGUCUUACAAGGAGCAGUACGCCUUUAUCUACAGACAGAGGCUGGUAUCAGUGAAGGAAGUGUACCAGUACCCUGACACCCAACCUGGAGAUGAGGAUGCCUUCUCCAGGGAACCUUUCAUCGUCUGGUUCUCUUCCCCUAAAACAGCCGUCCAGGACUUUGUGAUCAUCCCGAUCCACACCACUCCAGAGACGUCCGUCAGGGAGAUAAAUGAACUGUAUGAUGUGUUCCAAGAUGUCAAACAACGAUGGACCUCAAAGAAUGUGAUCAUCAUGGGCGACUUCAAUGCGGCCUGCGGCUACGUACCCAAGAAGCAGUGGAGCAGCAUCCGCCUGCGGUCUGACAGCAGCUUCCUGUGGCUGACGGGUGACACCAUCGACACCACCGUCAAGGAGUCCACAGACUGUGCCUACGACAGGGUUGUCCUCCACGGGGACAAGAUGAUCCAGGCAGUCAACCCAACCUCUCUGGAUGUGUUUGACUUCAGACGGGCCUACGGACUAACCGAGCUACAGGCCCUGGCGGUGAGUGACCACUACCCAGUGUGCAUCACUGUGAAGGCCGCUCCGAGGAAUAAGGGUUAACGUCUUGUCCUCGUAACGGUACCGUCCUGAGGAUGUCUCGGUGUCCCUCGGUGGUCUGUGUGCGUCCUGCAGUGUUUGCUUUGCUCCAGUCCAGAGCCAUCAGGCUAAAGCUAAAUUAAUCAAUUAAUCAAUUAAUCCCAGAAGAAUGGUCACUGAGCUGCACUGUGUGCUUCAAGGUUAUUAUAGUUUUGUGUUUUAUAUUAGUUUUUAUUUCUAUUAGUAUUUUUUUUGUUUUACUUAAUCUAGUAGUUUUUAUUCUAUUUGAGUUUUCUAAAAACAUUUCUAUUUGUUUUUUUAUAUUAUUUAGUUUCAAUUUUAGUGUUAGCCUGGGUGGCUAAUAGCUAGGAGGCAUGUAUGUGUUGUAGGUUGUAUUUCUAGUAGUCUCAGACCUAUAUUAUAGAUUAUUACAGAUUGCAUUACAGAUUAGAUUAUUACAGACCUAGAGCAACAGACCUAGACUCAGAGCAACAGACCUAGACAUAGAGCACCAGACCCAGAGCAUCAUAUCUAUAACAACAGACCCAGAGCAACAGACCUAGACCUAGAGCAACAGACCUAGAGCAACAGACCUAGAGCUACAGACCUAGACCUAGAGCAACAGACCUAGAGCAACAGACAUAGAGCAACAAACCUAUAACAACAGACCCAGAGCAAACGACCUAGAGCAACAGACCUAGAGCAACAGACCCAGAGCAACAGACCCAGACCUAGAGUAACAUACCCAGAGCAACAGACCUAGAGCAACAGACCCAGAGCAACAGACCUAGAGCAACAGACCUAGAGCAACAGACCUAGACCUAAAGCAACAGACCUAUAGCAACAGACCCAGAGCAACAGACCUAGAGCAACAGACCCAGAGCAACAGACCUAGAGCAACAUACCUAGAGCAACAGACCUAGACAUAGAGCACCAGACCCAGAGCAACAUACCUAGAGCAACAGACCCAGAGCAACAGACCUAGAGCAACAGACCCAGAGCAACAGACCUAGAGCAACAGACCUAGAGCAACAGACCUAGACUCAGAGCAACAGACCUAGACAUAGAGCACCAGACCCAGAGCAUCAUAUCUAUAACAACAGACCCAGAGCAACAGACCUAGACCUAGAGCAACAGACCUAGAGCUACAGACCUAGAGCAACAGACCCAGAGCAAACGACCUAGAGCAACAGACCUAGAGCAACAGACAUAGAGCAACAAACCUAUAACAACAGACCCAGAGCAAACGACCUAGAGCAACAGACCUAGAGCAACAGACCCAGAGCAACAGACCCAGACCUAGAGUAACAUACCCAGAGCAACAGACCUAGAGCAACAGACCCAGAGCAACAGACCUAGAGCAACAGACCUAGAGCAACAGACCUAGACCUAAAGCAACAGACCUAUAGCAACAGACCUAGAGCAACAGACCCAGAGCAACAGACCUAGACCUAGAGCAACAGACCUAGAGCUACAGACCUAGAGCAACAGACCUAGAGCAACAGACAUAGAGCAACAAACCUAUAACAACAGACCCAGAGCAAACGACCUAGAGCAACAGACCUAGAGCAACAGACCCAGAGCAACAGACCCAGACCUAGAGUAACAUACCCAGAGCAACAGACCUAGAGCAACAGACCCAGAGAAACAGACCUAGAGCAACAGACCUAGAGCAACAGACCCAGAGCAACAGACCUAGAGCAACAGACCCUAAAUCUAAAACUGAACAUAUUGGGUUUUUAUUUAGUAUAGUUUUGGAAUCAAAGAUAAUAAUAAUAUAAAUAAUAAUAUAUCCCAUUUAGCAGACGCUUUUGUCCAAAGCGACUUACAAGUCGGCUGGGGCCACUACUUUUACAUAUGGGUGGCCCCAGCGGGAAUCGAACCCACGACGCUUGGCGUUGCAAGCGCCAUGCUCUACCGACUGAGCCACACAGGACCCUAUAAUAGUAUCAGUACAGUUUUAGUUUUUAAAGUGGGUUUCUUAAUUAUAUAUAUAUAUAUAUAUUUUUUAUAAAUAUUUUUUUCAUGAUUAGUUUUAGUUUACUAUAAUAACGUUGGCGUACUUUGCUUCAGCCAGCACUCAGAGGUUAAUGUGUGUGUUUCCUUGUUGCUAGGCGACCAGCUGUGCCUGUGACCAGCUCAUUUGAAGCAUCUUGCUUUUCUUCUCCCGAUGCUUUGUUUACUGGAUCAAAUGGCAGCUGCCAUCCUAUUACCUAGUAGUGCACUAUAUAGGGAAUAGGGCCCUGGUCUAUAGUAGUGCACUAUAUAGGGAAUAGGGCCCUGGUCUAUAGUAGUGCACUAUAUAGGGAAUAGGGCCCUGGUCUAUAGUAGUGCACUAUAUAGGGAAUAGGAGUCUGGUCUAUAGUAGUGCACUAUAUAGGGAAUAGGACCCUGGUCUAUAGUAGUGCACUAUAUAGGGAAUAGGGCCCUGGUCUAUAGUAGUGCACUAUAUAGGGAAUAGGGCCCUGGUCUAUAGUAGUGCACUAUAUAGGGAAUAGGAGUCUGGUCUAUAGUAGUGCACUAUAUAGGGAAUAGGACCCUGGUCUAUAGUAGUGCACUAUAUAGGGAAUAGGGCCCUGGUCUAUAGUAGUGCACUAUAUAGGGAAUAGGGCCCUGGUCUAUAGUAGUGCACUAUAUAGGGAAUAGGGCCCUGGUCUAUAGUAGUGCACUAUAUAGGGAAUAGGGCCCUGGUCUAUAGUAGUGCACUAUAUAGGGAAUAGGAGUCUGGUCUAUAGUAGUGCACUAUAUAGGGAAUAGGACCCUGGUCUAUAGUAGUGCACUAUAUAGGGAAUAGGGCCCUGGUCUAUAGUAGUGCACUAUAUAGGGAAUAGGAGUCUGGUCUAUAGUAGUGCACUAUAUAGGGAAUAGGGCCCUGGUCUAUAGUAGUGCACUAUAUAGGGAAUAGGAGUCUGGUCUAUAGUAGUGCACUAUAUAGGGAAUAGGACCCUGGUCUAUAGUAGUGCACUAUAUAGGGAAUAGGGCCCUGGUCUAUAGUAGUGCACUAUAUAGGGAAUAGGGCCCUGGUCUAUAGUAGUGCACUAUAUAGGGAAUAGGAGUCUGGUCUAUAGUAGUGCACUAUAUAGGGAAUAGGGCCCUGGUCUAUAGUAGUGCACUAUAUAGGGAAUAGGAGUCUGGUCUAUAGUAGUGCACUAUAUAGGGAAUAGGACCCUGGUCUAUAGUAGUGCACUAUAUAGGGAAUAGGGCCCUGGUCUAUAGUAGUGCACUAUAUAGGGAAUAGGGCCCUGGUCUAUAGUAGUGCACUAUAUAGGGAAUAGGGCCCUGGUCUAUAGUAGUGCACUAUAUAGGGAAUAGGGCCCUGGUCUAUAGUAGUGCACUAUAUAGGGAAUAGGGCCCUGGUCUAUAGUAGUGCACUAUAUAGGGAAUAGGGCCCUGGUCUAUAGUAGUGCACUAUAUAGGGAAUAGGGCCCUGGUCUAUAGUAGUGCACUAUAUAGGGAAUAGGGCCCUGGUCUAUAGUAGUGUACUAUAUAGAAUAGGGGUCUGGUCUAUAGUAGUGCACUGUAUAGGGAAUAGGGGUCUGGUCUAUAGUAGUGUACUAUAUAGGGAAUAGGGCCCUGGUCUAUAGUAGUGUACUAUAUAGGGAAUACGGCCUGGUCUAAAGUAGUGCACUAUAUAGGGAAUACGGCCUGGUCUAAAGUAGUGCACUAUAUAGGGAAUAGUGUACCAGAGUCAUGUUAAAAACACCUGACGACAUACAAAUGGCUUAUCCAAAUGUAAAUGAUUAUUUCCUCAGUUGAACCAGUUUGUAAUUUGUCAUGUAACAGUGUUCUUUUUAGGAACAUUAUUUAUAGCUAACAUAUGUCUGUAUAUCCUAUAUAUUUGGUAUUUCCUAUAUCAGAGAAUAUAUUUGGUAUAUCCUAUAUCAGAGAAUAUAUUUGGUAUUUCCUAUAUCAGAGAAUAUAUUUGGUAUAUCCUAUAUCAGAGAAUAUAUUUGGUAUUUCCUAUAU